AUGUCGGGUAAUGUAUUCUUAAGAGGCCUUCGACGGCGUGGCAUUAUCAUGUCCAGUGGUGCUUUGUCUAUGUGCGAGCUUCGAGCACCUGUUGAUGUGAUGAAUAUGGCUGUUUUGUGGGGCGUAACCGGUGCUGAUGCCAGGUUAUUGACAAGUGGUAACGCUGAACAAGUGCUUCUGCGAGCGGAGGCUCGACGAACAGUUGGUGGUGCUUUGCACGUCGCAUCAGUACAAACGAGGAUAGACGAAGACGACCAGAAGACUGUAGACAGAAUACUGUUACGUUUAUUGUUGAUCAAUGAAGCUUCA
Molecule: messenger RNA, 309 nt
Organism: Ostertagia ostertagi
Lineage: Eukaryota; Metazoa; Nematoda; Chromadorea; Rhabditida; Trichostrongylidae
Source: the annotation of a GenBank genome assembly